UCCCGAGCCCACACGCACGGAGCGACACACACACUCAGAGAGAGAGAGAGAGAGAGAGAGAGAGAGAGACGUCGUGGGAGCGAGAAUUCGUACUUCGGAGAGAAAGAAAUAGGAGUACUAGAUUAAGAGCGAGGGACAACUCAGACAAGAGGAGAUCUUUUGAUUUUGUGUUUCAAGUACCAGGCAGCUAAAUCAGUCUCUUCUCAUUCGGAUUCGCUACGAGAUCCUUUGUCCAAGUCUUUCUGUCCCCACCCGCCGCAGGGAGGGCUGGUGGAUUAUCUGAUCGAUCUUGUGGCACUGGGUCUCAAUUGAAACCAAAUCUUGCUUCUUCUUGACUGGAAUUCGAAUCAGGGACUUGGGGGUAAUCCUUAGGUGGGUUGAAAUUCCCUGCGUGAUUGAAAGGCUUCCCCUUUGAAUAACUAUUACCUGGAUCGGCAGUGGUUCUGGUUUUUCUCUUUGCCAAGCCCGCACUGGCUUCUUGGGUUUUCUUGAAAAGCCUGUUGAGUGGUAACUUGGUUAUCACGUGAAAUCUGAAAUUCCCCCUCUACCAUGGCUAACCCACCUCCGCAGCUGUCAGUUGGAUACUCCACUACCAUCAUCCCCUCAAACCAAGAUACACCAACCCCUCGCCCAGAUGCUAAAUUAAUUCCAGCACCUCCUUUCGCUUCUCCCGCUGCACCUAGAUUUCCACCUCCACCGCUUUCACGACCGGAUCAGAUUCCUUCACCCUCUAUGAGAACCCCAACUAUGCCAUCACCAGUGAAUGGGAUUAGGGCUGGCAGCCCUGCUCCUCAUUUGAGCACCCCUCCGGGCCCUCCGGUGUUCUCCUCCCCACUCCGACCUGCUGCUGUUCCCUUUCGAACUUCUCCGGCCGCUCCGCAGCCUGUUGCUUUUUCUUCAGGUUCCUCUUUGCCCACUUCCUCGCCUCCUCAUUUUUCAAACGGAUCCAUUGAGUUGCUGCGCGAAGCUUCGGAUGCUACAGAGCAGUCUGUGCCUGAUCCAGAAUCGCCCUGUGUACUAUUCUCAGCUCAUAAGGUACUGAAACAAAAGAAAUUGGCAAACAUACCCAGUUUGGGGUUUGGGGCACUUAUUUCACCUGGGAGGGAAAUUUUGCCUGGUCCACAAAUUAUACAACGUGAUCCCCAUCGCUGCCAAUCCUGUGGAGCUUAUGCAAACCUGUAUUGCAAUAUCUUACCUGGCUCGGGACAGUGGCAGUGUGUAAUUUGCCGGUGUCUGAACGGAAGUGAGGGUGAAUACAUAGCUUCCAGCAAGGAAGAGCUUCGUAAUCUUCCAGAAUUGUCAUCUCCUUUGGUCGAUUAUGUCCAAACCGGGAACAAGAGACCUGGUUUUGUUCCAGUCUCUGAUUCGAGAAUGUCAGCACCCAUUGUGCUCGUUGUAGAUGAGUGUUUAGACGAACCACAUCUCCAGCAUCUGCAAAGUUCCUUGCAUGCUUUUGUAGAUUCACUUCCCCCAACUACAAGGAUUGGAAUUGUACUAUAUGGUCGCACUGUAUCAGUAUACGACUUCUCAGAGGAAUCAAUUGCAUCUGCUGAUGUGCUUCCUGGCAGCAAAUCACCAACACAGGAGGCCUUAAAGGCAUUGAUUUAUGGAACGGGAAUCUACUUGUCGCCAAUUCAUGCUUCACUGCCCGUGGUACACUUGAUAUUUUCAUCACUUAGUCCUUACAAACUGAAUAAUCCAGAAGCUUCAAGAGACCGUUGCCUGGGCACAGCAGUGGAGGUUGCUCUGGCAAUAAUUCAAGGGCCAUCGGCAGAAAUGACAAGAGGGGUGGUUAAAAGAAUUGGAGGUAAUAGUAGAGUAAUUGUGUGCAGUGGAGGGCCAAAUACCUAUGGGCCAGGAUCAGUUCCUCAUUCUUUUAAUCAUCCAAAUUAUCCCCAUCUGGAGAAAACAGCAUUGAAGUGGAUGGAGAACCUAGGUUGCGAGGCUCAUCGACACAAUACGGUGGUUGAUAUUCUGUGUGCUGGAACAUGCCCAGUAAGAGUUCCUGUUUUGCAACCUCUUGCAAAAGCUUCCGGGGGAGUUUUGAUCCUCCAUGAUGACUUUGGAGAGGCCUUUGGCGUGAACUUGCAGAGGGCAUCUACUAGGGCAGCAGGUUCACAUGGGUUGUUGGAAAUUCGCUGUUCUGAUAAUAUUCUCAUAACUCAAGUCAUAGGUCCUGGUGAGGAGGCUCAUACAGACAGUCAUGAAACUUUUAAGAAUGACACCUCUCUAUCGAUACAAAUGCCAAGUGUGGAAGAAACACAGAGCUUUUCAGUCUCCAUGGAAACAAGAGUAGACAUCAAAAGUGAUUAUGUAUUUUUCCAGUUUGUAAUUCAUUUUUCAAAUGUCUAUCAAGCUGAUAUCUCUAGAGUGAUUACUGUCCGAUUGCCCACUGUGGAUAGUGUUUCAGCGUAUCUUGAUAGUGUUCAAGACGAGGUGGCUGCUGUUCUUAUUGCUAAGAGGACUCUCUUACGAGCCAAAACCUUUUCUGAUGCGAUUGAUAUGAGAGCAACAAUAGAUGAGAGAGUAAAGGACAUUGCUUCAAAAUUUGGUUCUCAAAUGCCCAAGUCGAAGCUUUAUCGGUUCCCUAAGGAGCUAUCCUUGUUGCCAGAGCUCUUGUUCCAUUUGAGAAGGGGCCCCCUAUUGGGAGGGAUUGUUGGUCAUGAAGAUGAGAGGUCUGUGUUGCGGAAUUUGUUUCUGAAUGCAUCAUUUGACCUGUCUCUUCGUAUGGCUGCACCUCGGUGUUUAAUGCAUCGUGAAGGUGGCACUUUCGAGGAACUGCCAGCUCAUGACCUUGCUAUGCAAUCGGAUGCUGCAGUUGUUCUUGACCAUGGCACAGAUGUCUUCAUUUGGUUGGGUGCUGAACUCGCAGCUCAGGAAGGAAAAAGUGCCGCAGCUUUAGCAGCUUGCAGAACAUUGGCUGAAGAGCUUACCGAAAUGCGGUUCCCAGCUCCUAGGAUCCUGGCAUUCAAGGAGGGAAGUUCGCAGGCACGAUAUUUUGUUUCUCGGCUGAUACCCGCACACAAGGAUCCCCCAUAUGAGCAGGAGGCAAGAUUCCCGCAGCUUAGAACAUUGACUACAGAACAGAGGACGAAGCUGAAAAGCAGUUUUCUUCACUUUGACGAUCCUAGCUUCUGUGAAUGGAUGCGUAGCUUGAAAGUGCAGCCGCCUUAAUCAAGCUAAAGCUAACAGUUGUGCACCCCCAAUUCUACUGUCCAUGUCACCCCCCUGGGAUGCCCAUUUCUCCCUUCUCUCUCUCUCUCUCUCUCUCUCUCUCUCUACUCACCAAUCCUUUUUUCUUUGUCAAAUACAAAAUGGAUAAAAAUCUUCCUUUCCUUUUGUUUUCCAGUUUUCGUAUUAGUUGUUUCUCUGUUUAUUUUAUGACUUUAGAAUUCAUAGUUGGCACAAAUUAGAAUGAAAAACUUAAAUUUGGAAAAUUUUGGUUUGGAAGUUGAGAUGUAUUAAAUUAAAACGGAAUAAUAAAGAUGUUUGCCUUGGUGAA
Rhododendron vialii is the source of this 3502-nucleotide messenger RNA. Its product is annotated as protein transport protein SEC23 A. Bases 550 to 3174 code for a protein of 874 amino acids. Gene Ontology annotation, biological process: intracellular protein transport; endoplasmic reticulum to Golgi vesicle-mediated transport; COPII-coated vesicle cargo loading. NCBI's taxonomy places the organism in Eukaryota, Viridiplantae, Streptophyta, Magnoliopsida, Ericales, Ericaceae. Gene Ontology annotation, molecular function: GTPase activator activity; zinc ion binding. The transcript is spliced from 7 exons. The record is from RefSeq and is a predicted model, not a curated record. Gene Ontology annotation, cellular component: endoplasmic reticulum exit site; COPII vesicle coat.